AUGACGACCUCGCAAGAUAAAAAACAAACAAAAGAAAUGGAAAAGGAUCUGGACACCAUAGAUAUUAUGACGGACCCGGCAAGUUAUAAGGAGGGAAGAGAGUUGGUUACUCCUACCAGCUCACAUACGGAGGAAACGGAGAGAACAACCUCUGUCAACAGCCAACCUGGCACAAGCCAAAUGACUGAUAAGAGCGAACUCCGUAGUUCAUCUCGCAACGUAGCAACGAGGAAGAGAAAUACUCGUGCUGCAACGCGUAGGAGCGGCAGGAUAGACAAUAUGUUUCCGUCACGGUCCAGAUCAAGGACCCCCAACAAAAGGGUAGAGUCCACACCGGUCUCAACUUCGCCAGAAAGACCGAAGUCCCCUGAAAGACCGAAGUCCCCUGAAAAAAAGCAGAGUAAAUGGUUCAUCCCCUACAACUCUGACGGGGAGACUGACGAAGAGGCCUUUGCGAAAAAGGCCUUGAGGGGGAGAGGCAGACCCAAAACAACCGGGGAAUAUGACCUCAAAAAGGCGUACAUGGCGAGGAAGGAGAAGCUCCAAGCCAAAAUGAAGGAGGAGAACCUAUUGAAGGCCUCGGACAAUCCGUCGAUCUCGUUUGACGGUCUUACGAAGAAUCGUAAAUAUAGAGCCGAGAUAAACAGGCAAACGGAGAACAUGGAGGAGGCCCCAACUAAUGACCUGGCUGCGUCAGUAAUAGACGCAGCCAAAAAGGUAUUAGGAAUCGUCGUAAAAUCCGGGAAUAUGAAAUGGACGUAUAUAAAGGUCCUAAGAGAUGCAGCCGCUACAAUCACGGUGGGAGCUACUAUGCUCAACAGAAGAGUAGCGGAAGGAGGAGGAAGCAUAGAGCUUUUAGAGGAGGUGCGGAGUGAAAACCAAAGACUCCGCACCUCCCAAGGAGAAAUGAGAAGAGAGAUGGAGGAACUGAGGAACGUUAUCGGCCAAUUAAAAGAGGCGCCAUCACCAGCGCCGGCAGUUCCCCCACCUCUUCAAAGGGCACUACCCCCAACUCCGAUCCGUGUAAAGGAGAAGGAAAUGAGGGAACCUGAUCCACAAGGAUAUAUUUCCCCCCCUAUCGAGGACAUGGAAGACGAAGAUCAACCAACAAUAGGGGUAAUCGAAGUCCAGAAGGGACUUAUAAGUACAAAACUGAUCGAAAAGCAGCAAGAUUCAGAGGAAGAGGCUGAGGCCCUGGAAAGGAAAGUGGUGUCAAUAGUGGCAAAGGUGUUGAGCCAAAUGGCGCCACAAAGCAGGGACAGCCAGAACGAGGUCUCCACUAUAACUGCGGAACAACUAAAACCGCAGAGGCAGCCGAGGAAAAGAAAGAAACAAGGGGCAAAAGGGGUCAAUACAAUGGUAUUGGAAAAGGAAACUGAGAGGGCAAAUACCACCAAGCCUGAGGAAAGUUGGGCUAAGGUGGUGGGAAGGAAGGAGAAGAAGAAAGAGAGGAGAGAAACGGCGAAAAAAGCCCAAACCCAGCCUUCGAAACCUGUGAUCAGGACGGGUAAAAGGGCGGAGGAGGAGAAAAAGGAGAAGAGAAUUAGGAAGAGGAAAGUCCCGAACACGGCCGCGAUAGCAAUAUCGACGGACAACGGGAAGUAUAAAGAACUGUUGGUGGAGGCAAAGGCCAAAAUCGACAUUGAAGAGAUGGGGAUCUCCAGGAUGAAGACAAGAGUGGGAGCCACUGGAGCGUUGAUCCUGGAGAUCCCUGGAGAAAAAAGAGGAGAACAUGCGGACUUAUUCGCCGAAAAAUUACGGGAGGUAGUGGAGGAUAGGGCAAAGAUCAGUCGCCCCCAAAAAAUGGGGAAAAUAAGACUAAGAGGCCUAGAACUAUCCACCACAGAGCAAGAUGUGGCCUAG
This is a messenger RNA of Harpegnathos saltator (Jerdon's jumping ant), 1863 nucleotides long. Its product is annotated as WEB family protein At5g16730, chloroplastic-like. The record is from RefSeq and is a predicted model, not a curated record. Lineage: Eukaryota; Metazoa; Arthropoda; Insecta; Hymenoptera; Formicidae. The coding region runs from base 1 to 1863 and encodes 620 amino acids. The transcript is spliced from 3 exons.